AGAGUUUGUGAUUUUGGAUUGACUAGCGUACCUGCUUGUUAUCUAUAUGCUUGGCUUUCUUACCUAAGCAUAACUUGUUUUCUUUUUCUUCCCCUUUCUAAAUUUAAAAAGCAUAACUGGCAGGUGACCUACAAGGGGAGGCUCCAGUUAUGCUGACAACAAAAAAAAAAGACUGCAACCAGCUAACAGUUUCAGCUGCCUUGUUGAUGAUUGUGGUGAUCGGGCAGGUGACCUACAAGGUCGAAUUUGGACAGAUCUACUUGAGCAAGCCGAUGAUGACCGAAUCUGAUGGAGAAACUGCGACCCUCUUUCCUAAGGAGUCCAGACUGAGGAAUCUGACGUAUGCGGCCCCAUUGUACGUCGAUGUCUCGAAAACGAUCACGCAGAAGGUCCCUGAUGGAGAAGAAGAAAUAGAGAGCGAUGUUCAGCACAAAGUCUUCAUAGGGAAGGUUCCCAUCAUGCUUCGAUCAGCCUAUUGCAGUUUGUACGAGCAGACGGACAAGGAGCUCACUCAGCUGGGAGAGUGCCCCUACGAUCAGGGUGGCUACUUCGUUAUCAAUGGGAGUGAAAAGGUGCUGAUCGCGCAGGAAAAAAUGAGCAGCAAUCACGUGUACGUCUUUCAAAAGCGGCAGCCGAACAAGUACACAUUUGUGGCAGAAGUGCGAUCCAUGGCAGAGAACCAAAACCGGCCAGGAAGCUCGAUGUUUGUCCGCAUGUUGGGAAGAUCUCCAGCAAGGGAGGGACCAUCAGGACCAACGAUCAAAGUCACAGUUCCGUACAUUCGGCAGGAGGUCCCCAUCAUCGUCGUGUUUCGUGCUCUUGGGUUUGUUGCAGACAAAGACAUUCUGGAACACAUCUGCUAUGACUUCAAUGACACGGCAAUGAUGGAAUUGCUCCGGCCAUCGUUAGAGGAUGCAUUUGUUAUCCAAAACCAGCAGGUUGCUCUUGAUUUCAUCGGGAAGCGUGGUUCUACAGUUGGUGUGACAAAAGAAAAGCGUAUCAAGUAUGCGAGGGAGAUUCUGCAGAAGGAGACUCUUCCGCACGUCGGUGUCGGCGAGUUUUGUGAGACCAAGAAAGCUUAUUACUUUGGGUACAUCAUUCACCGUCUACUCCAGUGCGCACUUGGCCGGCGAAAUGAAGAUGAUCGUGAUCACUAUGGCAACAAGCGGCUUGAUUUAGCAGGUCCCUUGCUCGGUGGACUUUUCCGUCAGUUGUUUCGGAAGUUGACGAAGGAUGUGAGAAUGUACUUGCAGAAGGUGCUGAACAGACUUACCUUCGCCUCCACUCUCUCCCAUUUGCGAAGGCUGAACUCGCCCAUUGGAAGAGAAGGUAAGCUGGCGAAGCCUCGACAGCUUCACAAUUCUCACUGGGGGAUGAUAUGCCCAGCAGAAACUCCUGAAGGACAGGCAUGUGGAUUGGUGAAGAACUUGGCGUUGAUGGCGUGCAUCUCCGUUGGCUCAGCAGCAGCUCCCAUUUUGGAAUUUUUGGAGGAGUGGACAACGGAGAAUCUGGAGGAAAUAUCCCCGGCUGUCAUUCCAAAUGCAACGAAAAUUUUUGUCAAUGGGUGCUGGGUUGGCAUUCACAGAGACCCGGAGCUGCUGGUCCGGACUCUGCGGCAGCUUCGCAGACAGGUUGACGUGCCGACAGAGGUUGGUGUGGUGAGAGACAUUUUGCUCAAGGAGUUGCGACUGUAUACUGAUUACGGCAGAUGCAGUCGUCCACUUUUUAUAGUCGACAAGCAGCAGUUGCUCAUUAAGAAGACCCACGUUCGUGCUCUGCAGCAGAGGGAAAUGACAGAUUUUGGUUGGAACGAGCUUGUUUCGAAGGGGUUCAUCGAGUAUGUCGACACUGAGGAAGAGGAGACCACCAUGAUUUCCAUGACAAUUGCGGAUGUGGUGAAUGCAAGGAAGAACCCUCAGCAGGCGUACUCCGUCUACACGCAUUGUGAAAUUCAUCCCUCUCUUAUCCUUGGAAUCUGUGGAUCCAUCAUACCCUUCCCAGAUCACAACCAGUCGCCCCGUAACACUUACCAAUCUGCUAUGGGAAAGCAAGCUAUGGGCAUUUAUGUCACAAAUUAUCAGUUACGCAUGGACACUCUUGCAUAUGUUCUUUAUUAUCCACAGAAGCCACUCGUCACCACCCGAGCCAUGGAGCAUUUACACUUUCGACAGCUGCCUGCUGGACAGAAUGCGGUUGUGGCUAUUUCAUGCUAUUCUGGCUACAAUCAAGAAGACUCAGUUAUUAUGAAUCAGUCAUCGAUUGAUCGAGGCUUUUUUCGUUCUAUCUUCUUCCGAUCAUACAGAGAUGAAGAGAAAAAGCAAGGAACCCUAGUGAAGGAGGAGUUUGAGAGACCAAAUCGGGAGACAACAUCGGGAAUGAGGCAUGGGUCAUAUGAUAAGCUUGAUGACGACGGACUGGCGCAGCCGGGGUCACGCGUUUCAGGAGAAGAUGUUAUUAUUGGAAAGACUGCGCCUCUUCCAGAUGAUCCAAAUGGAAAUGCCAUGCGAUUCACAAAAAAAGACAACAGUACCUCUCUCCGACACAGCGAGAGCGGGAUGGUUGAUCAGGUUUUGUUGACGACAAACGACCAAGGCUUGAGGUUUGUGAAGAUACGAGUGCGGUCGAUCCGUAUCCCACAGAUCGGAGAUAAGUUCAGUUCUCGACACGGUCAGAAGGGGACUGUGGGAAUGACGUACACGCAAGAAGACAUGCCGUGGACUUGCGAAGGCAUCACCCCGGACAUUAUCGUGAACCCUCAUGCUAUUCCUAGUCGGAUGACCAUCGGCCAGCUGAUUGAGUGCAUCAUGGGCAAAGUUGCGGCGCACAUGGGGAAAGAGGGAGACGCAACACCAUUCACAGAUGUCACGGUCGACAACAUCAGCAAGGCCUUGCACAAGUGUCAGUACCAAAUGCGUGGGUUUGAAGUUAUGUACAAUGGUCACACAGGGCGGCGGUUAUUUGCUCAUAUUUUCUUGGGCCCGACGUACUACCAGCGACUGAAGCAUAUGGUGGACGACAAGAUCCAUUCUCGAGGUCGUGGCCCCGUGCAGAUUCUGACGAGACAACCUGCAGAAGGAAGGUCAAGAGACGGAGGUCUGCGUUUCGGAGAGAUGGAGAGAGAUUGUAUGAUUGCGCAUGGUGCUGCACAUUUCUUGAAAGAGAGACUGUUCGACCAGAGUGACGCUUACCGAGUCCAUGUAUGUGAACUCUGCGGGCUUCUCGCCAUUUCCAAUCUGAAGAAGAACACGUUUGAGUGCCGAGGAUGCAAGAACAAGACAGAGAUUGUGCAGGUGCACAUGCCGUACGCCUGCAAGUUGCUGUUCCAGGAGCUGAUGUCUAUGGCGAUCGCUCCUCGCAUGCUGGUGAGGGACGAAAAGGGCAAGAAAUGAGAUCGCAGAUUCGCAGUCUUCGACGUGUCUGCCCAAAUUUGUAAAUUUGUAUCAAAUCGUUUGCUCUGGGAGGGCAUUUCUCUGCGAAGAAGACUGUUGAGCCAGAGGCCAUCUGCGUCUGGAUGCGCCAGAAGUGAGGAGAGGGGACACAGGGGACGUUAUUUCUGCAGAACGUUAUCUCCACGGCGAGUUUUUUUAGUUGGGUAAUCUUACACACAUCUAGGUGCGAUGAAGAAGAGAGGAGAAAGGGGAGCGAGAGAGGAGAGCGGUGAAGGUAUCGCUACAGGAACAGGACCUUCGAUUGCCGCAUUAGCACGUUGGUGGUAUGUAUGUAUAUCUGCCUUGAGCUUGGAAAUCCCCAGGUAGCGUGCAGAGGAUGAGGCGCAGGAGAUCUGUGCGAAGGAAGAAUUGGAGGGGGUUGUUGUUUUUCUUUUUCCCUUUUUUUUUUAAUCUUUAAUUGGGUUAAAUUGCUCGAUUGCCGCUUCGGUGGCAUCUAUUUCUCCCUUCAGUAUGAAAGGUAAGAGUGUAGAGUGUGGAGGAUGAAGCGUCGAGGAUCUGCGGAGCUGUAGAAUGGAUUGUGUUUUUAUUACUUUUUGACUUUUUCUGCUCGGUCGGUUAGUUUUGUCUCCACUUCAAUUUGAGUUAAAUUUGGACUUCAGUCCAAUUUUGGAUGUUUCUUGUCUUCGCGGCAAGGAGAAA
Molecule: messenger RNA, 4088 nt
Organism: Chara braunii
Lineage: Eukaryota; Viridiplantae; Streptophyta; Charophyceae; Charales; Characeae
Source: the annotation of a GenBank genome assembly